ACGAUCUUUCAUUAAUUAAUCGUGGAUAGAGAAACUGCUUUGGGGCUUGAAGCAUACGAGGUAGCAAUGAUUCCUCGUUUGGGACUUGAGGAAGUGGUUCGUCGAAGCCGCUUCAUUAAUAACCUUCUUGCACAAUGCGAUGAUGAUAACCAGAACGAUGAUGCUGCAGAACCCACUCCAGAUAGGGCCAAUUCACCACCGAAUAACAAUGCGGCGUCUGUUGACUCCUCUGAAGAUGAAGGAUGGUUUGGCGAUGAGCCUCUAAAGGAGUAUGAAUCCUUUCUUUCUGAAAGUGAUAUUUCCCAGUCAGAUGGGGGAUCUGCGUCAGCCAAAAAACUAGUGGAUAAGCGUAUGCAGGGCGACACUUUGUAUGAUGGUAAUGCUCUUCUAAAGAUCCAAUCGGACUACCCGGACCUCGUGGAAGCGGCUGGCGCUUUUUCUCUCCAUUUCAAAGGCGCGGUGGGCCCUAAUCCACCACCAGUCCCAUGAGAAUUGAGGUGUUGAACUGUCUAAGCUUAGGACAACGCCUGACAGUUCGACGUCUCAAGGAGAUACAAAGAUUGUAUUCUCCAAAUUUGUUGUUCUUGGUGGAAACAAAACAGAAUCGGAUGACUAUGUUAGGGAUAUAGGUGCUUUGUUAGGUUUUUCUGAUAGUUGUAUUGUUUCUCCCGUAGGUCUAAGUGGUGGU
Messenger RNA from Eutrema salsugineum, 688 nucleotides. RefSeq lists its product as uncharacterized. The record is from RefSeq and is a predicted model, not a curated record. Lineage: Eukaryota; Viridiplantae; Streptophyta; Magnoliopsida; Brassicales; Brassicaceae. The transcript is spliced from 2 exons. Bases 67 to 489 code for a protein of 140 amino acids.